AUGGUUCUCAAGACCUCCGGGAGCAGGGAAGGCCGGGUCACGGUCUCGCCCAAGUCCGCGCAGGCCGACCCGGGCUCAAGCCCUGGGCGCCUCUUCCAGCCGGGUCACCCUUAUUUCCCGCCCCCGGCCGGCCACGGGGACCAGGCGGCGCGCUACCCCCUGGGGCUGGGCUCUCGCGCGCGGGGCCCCUGGAGGCCUCGUCCUUGGCCGGCCCGGCCUGCGCUGCUCCCGCCUACCUGGUUCUCGAGCCCGACGCCCCCAGCCUCGGGGCAGCGCCCGGACGCCGAGAGGGACGCAGACCACCGCCCCCUACCCCGGGGACUCCCCUCCGCGGCCGGCCCUUCCCAGCUGGGGAGAGACCACUUACCCGCCCGCAGCCUCCGCGUCUGUUCCGCACCACGUGCCCUGGCCACGCCCCCGGCGCGGGUCCGCCCCGCCCACCCGCGCGUCCCCGGCCGGGACCGGAGAGCUGCGUCGCCCGGCGCGGCCCCGCCCCCACGGCGCGGGCGGGGUGGGGCUGAGAGGUUAGGGGGUGUGGCGCGCGCCCCAGCGCGCCCCAGGGCCCGAGACUCCGUGGAGGCGAGGGUAUUGGGGCUGCGGCGGCGGGCGCUGGCCUCACCCGUGCUUCACGCUCGGUCCCGCGUGGCCCAGGCCCGGUGCUUCCACGUGGCGUUAAAAGCUGGCCAGGUGGCCCAGUGUGUGGUCAGAGCUGAGAACUACCAACCAGGCCCAGCCUUCCCUGGCACCUCCAGUGUCCUGAGGCUGGAGCCUGUGCUCCGCGCCGGGCACAGUGUCCUGGCUAGCCGCACCCCAGCUGGAGGGCCAGCGCUGCCGCCUGCCCCUGCGCCUGACGCUGCCUGUUCCUUCCAGUGCCGGGGCUACCGCGGCGGCGAGCUGGAGGGGGACCUGUGCGAGGACCUGUGCGUGGCGGGGAAGCUGCUGUACCGGCGCUGUCUGUACUACGAGCGGGGCAAGAAGGUGCUGCAAGCCGACUGGCGCGGCCGGCCCGUCAUCCUCAAGUCCAAGGAGGAGGCCUUCUCCAGCUUCCAGCCGCUCGGCUUGCUUGAGGACGGCCUGGAGGAGGCGGGCCAGGACCUCUCGGAGGCAGACCUCCUGCUGCUGGUGGCCGGCGAGGUCAAGAGCACGCUGGGCCUGGAGCUGUCCAGCCGCAGCCUGGGGCCGCUGGGGCUGGGGCGGCGGGGCCCCGGCCGGCGCGGGCGGCUGGCCAGCCUGUGGGCGCUGCUGCGGCAGGAGGAGUUCGCGCUCCUCAGCGUGCUGCAGGGCCUCAGCCCGCACGCCCCGCCCGUGCUGGGCUCCUGCGGCCACUUCUACGCCGUGGAGCUCCUGGCGGCCGGCAGCCCGCGGCUCGGGGCCCUCUUCCCCAUUGGCCGGGCCGCCGGCGCCCCCCGGGGCCAGGCCAGGGCCGUCAGCGGCAUGGCGCUCAGCUUCCUGGACAUGGUGCGCCACUUCGACCACGACUUCUCCCACCGCCUGCACCUCUGUGACGUCAAGCCCGAGAACUUCGCCAUCAGGAGCGACCUCACGGUGGUGGCUAUUGAUGUGGACAUGGCCUUUUUUGAACCUAAAAUGAGGGAAAUUCUUGAGCAGAACUGCACAGGCGACGAAGACUGCAAUUUCUUUGACUGUUUUUCCAAGUGUGAUUUGCGAGUCAACAAGUGUGGAGCACAACGAGUCAACAGCAACCUGCAGGUCAUCUGUGACAAAAUUUUCCGACAUUGGUUUUCCUCAACUCUCAAGAGCUCUGCCAUUUCCUUCCAGCUGCAGCUGCAGCUCCAAGAGGCAGCAGAGGAAUGUGCGCACCCAGGAGGCCCUGCUGGGAGCUCCCCGGGACCAGCCCCUGCUGUGUUCUGGAAGCUUCAGCACCUCCUCCAAGCCUCGCUGAGGGAACUGCAGGAGGCGGAGAAGUAGUCACACCUGGCCUUCAAGAUGCUCGCUGGGAGGUGACCUUCAGCUGAGACCCUUGCGCGUUGUAAAGAGACAUUUUUACUAUGCAAACGAGCUGUCUCGAAGACACCACUGCGGCCUGAAGCGUGACAUCGCUUCAACUGUCUCAGGGCACGUUAGCUGCCCUCCUCCAGCUCCUCUCCAGGCCCCACUCGCUUGACCACAGCGAAGGCCCGUCUCUCCUUUGACACCUGUGACCGUGUGUACGUGUAUGUGAGCGUGCAUGUGUGUGUGUGAGCAUGCAUGUUGUACAGGUGUGUGAGUUGCAGGUGUGGGGUGUGUGCACACACCUACGUGAGCAAGUGAGCGUGCCAUGUGUGUGUGCUGGGCUCCCUAGCAUGUACUCUGGGACAGCUCGCCCAGCUAGCCGAGGAGAGCGAGUUAAAGACAAUGGAGAGAGAGCUGCAACUUCGGGAAAUGUAAUUUGGCUGGAGAGUGUGUGAAGGGCAGCUUCUCACGGUUCCCGUUUUGAAGUGUCCGUGAGUCAGGGGGCACUUACCACUGCAGGGAGCCCUCAGCGCCCGACACAGGUUCGCCCAGUUCCAGGGGGUCCGGCCCCUCGGGACCUGGAAGGAGAGCGGGUCCCGCGUGACCACUGACUACAGUAUGGGCAGGAGGGAGGCCAGCACCCGUGUGCCUGUUGAAUGCAGAGCAGCCCUGGCACCGCCUCACACUCUGUGGACUCGCUUUCAGUGGAGCUCCUGGUGGAGCGCUGGUGUGGGAGGCUCAGGCCGGAGGAGAUGCAUUCUGGUCACUCACGGGAGGGACAGGCAGCGAAACCCCAGGUCCCCAGGCACAGCCUGGAGAGACCUCGUCCAGGAGACAGGCAGUGCUCGGCAAACCCUCAGCUGGUCACCUUACUGGUGGGCUGAGGAGGACACUGAGAGAGAAUAAGGAAAAUCUGUUGGCAGUUUACAACUCGAAAAGACAAAUUAAUCUGGAGUUAAAAAAAAAAAUCACAAAUUGACAAAUUCCAAGGUCUUUCUCGUUUCCUUGCUCAAACCCCUUCUGAUCAGACCAAGGGGAAUCGCCUGCUGAUGCUCGUUAGGAUGCACUGCUCCAGCCGGGCCGCCGGGUCAGCGCCAGGCCCACCGAGGAAUCACGCGGGAGGGAGAAGAUAACCUAAGGCCCAGGGCUUCUGAAUUCUGCGGCUCCCACACACGUUUGUUCGGAGGGGCAUGGCUAUGUGCUAUUCCCAACCCCUCAUCCCACACCUCUGGCAUUUUUCCAAGUGACUGAAAUCCCUCGGGGUCUUCUCUCUCAUGCUUAUGAGUCACUCUGCAUUUGCAUUCUUUGGCAGGAAGAAAGCACCCAUGUCAGUCAUUCUGCAGCAGAGUUAAUUAAAACCACAGAUUGAUGCGGGCCUUGGACUAGUAGAUUCUGAAAGAAGAGAAUUGGCUUCCGUGUACUGAGUGGAGGCUCCUGUUUCUCCAGAGCUGUGUGCCCUAUGAGCUUGUUUUCUGCGGUUGUGGAAGGCUUCCCAAACACAGGGACCAUCUUUAUGAGCAAAAGGUUUCCCUGAAGAUGGGUGUGAGAUAGAAGCAGAGGCAGGGAGCAACCGAGGUUUUGUGGUCUGUGCCCUUAGAACUGUUGGCUUUUGCAUCAUGAGGGCAAAUGGGUCUCCUGUGGGCUGACCCAGGGAUUACAAAGCCUCAUUAGCGCUGGCUCUGAGCUAACUUGCCUGGCAGCAGAGCUGGCUGGCAGAAGAAAAGCUCAUUUUCAUUUCCACCAAAAUGGAAACAAAUGUUUUUGUUUAUUCUGGAGACUGUGCAAUAUGUAAUUACCCAAAACAAUAGUGCUUUUAUUAUUGCAAAGGAGCAGCUUUAUCCCUUCCCCACCCUUGUUUGACCACCCCAAACACACACCCCCGACACACACACACACACACACAUGCACACGCACACGCACACACACACACACACACACACACACACACACACACACACACCCCUUUCUCAUCCCGCCUGGAGAUUGCAUUUACUGCAGUGUCUCUUAAACUAUCUGUGGUGAAGUCCAGGUUUUGUUUUGUUUUUUUAUUUCAAACCCUUACAAAAUAAUACUUUAAAAUAAUACAAUAAACAAACACUGUUGUAUUGUUUGUUAAUGGGACAAGUGAGGUGUUUCUUGCUUAUCUGAUUGAGCACCCACCCUGCUUGGAGAUGAAUGCUUCUACCUAAAUGAUUUCUAUGUUUUGUUUUAAUAACUUGCAGAGUAGACAAAACACUGAGAGAUCUGUUGAUGGAAUCGACGAGGAGAUUAUAAAGAUCACCAAGCACAGGCUAGUCCUUCUAAAGUUUUAUCCACGUUAAAACAAAGAGUGCUUUAUUCACAUCCAGUCCCUCAGAAGUUAAUUUUCACAAUUUAUCUUAAUAAAUUUUAGUUAAAAAUAUCUUUUGAUGAAGCAAUUCCAGAUUUUAUGCCCCGCUGGGUUACAGCUGACAAACCUUAACUGCACAGAAGUUGGAAGCAUUCUGGCCAUGUGUCAUUGAGCACCUGGGCGGUGCCUGACUGGACGUCCCAGCAACAUCACACAGCUACGAACACUGCCAGACCCUCCUCUCAAUGUUCUUCUCCUCACAGGAAGUCAGCAGCAAGCAGUUCAUGUAUGUGCCACCACCGGGAAGGCCUCUUGGCUUGCCUCCCAUGGGUCCUGCCCCUUGCUCAGCACCUGCCUGCUCAGGAUGAAUGUCCAGGGUGUGAAAUUAUUGGAAGAGCAGCUAUUUUUAAAACUUGAUUUAGAGGCUGUUUUUUAGUAGCUGGGAGUGGAGGACUUUGGCUGGAAAUUCCAAAACCAGUGGCCAUAUGAAGUUUAUUUACUGUGCUUGCACCCGACAGUUGGUAAAAAAAUGUCACCCUGGCUCAUAACCAAUGUAAUCUGUCCCACCUUUUGGAUGGUGAGACCUGUAUUGAAGCCUUUGGUACCUGACAUUGGCCUCACCCAUGCAUUUUCCAGUGGAGUAUGUUUAUGAUGUCAUAUGACUGCCGAGGCGAAGUUCAUGAGAAAUCCUACAGAAAAAUGUCAAGAGCAGAGUGGGUGCUGCCAGCCUACUCUGAGGUUCUUGGGGGGGCAACAGAUGUCAGGAGUCUGGGGGUUUCCUUCCUGUCUUUAGGAGAUGCCUCCGAACUUCAGAAACAUGCCCACCCUUCUCUGCCUCUUCCUUGGGGCACAUGGUGUUCAGCCCCCUUUCUUCUCUUGAAGAGCUGCCAGUCCCCAUGGACUAGCGGUUCCCCUGGACUAGUGGUUCCCCUGGACUAGUGGUUCAAGGCUUGGCCUCUGAGAUCAGACAGUCUGAAGCUCUAUCACAGUGACACUAUUGAUCACUGAUCAGCUUUGUGACAUUAGGCGAGUCACUUCACUUCUCUGGGCCUUAGCUUCCCCGUCUGUAAGCAUAUUGGUGGCUGUAAUUCCUUGUCUGGAUAAGGACAUUUGUGAGGACUAAUGGGACAGUGCAUGGUGUGUGGACUCACCUCGAGAGCUCUAUAGCUUCUUAUUUAUCAGUGAUGCCAAGGCUGGCCUCCAUGGAGGAUGGGAUCCCUCCUGCUUCCCUUGCCCACCUUUCUCCCGGGCCCCUAAAGGCUCCUUCUCACCUUUGUCCAAGGUUCUGAUGCUGUGUCCCCAGUCCCCAGUCGCCAGCUCCUGAGGUCAUGUCACACAGGCCAGUCCUAAUCCUGCUCCUCAGCCGAGGGGGUCACAUUCUGCCUCGUAUCCAGGGGAACCGCCACAACGCAGGUCUGGAAGCCGGUAGAGAGCCUCUGCUAUGGACGGCAUAUUUGCAGAAACCUAAAGCCCAUGUGAUGGGAGUAGGAAGUGGGGCCUUGGGGAGGUCAUGAGGUUAUGAGGGUGGGGCCCAAACCUUGGGAUCUGGGCCCCCAAGAGUCACGAGAGAGGUAGGACGAUGAGGGACCGUGGCAGCUGGAGAAGGAGCCAGCGGGAGCCUGGGGGCCAGCGGGAGCCUGGGGGCCAGCGGGCUGAUGCCCUUCAGCGGCAUCGCUGAUCUGACUGUGACAGAGACCCUCUGACCCGAGGGAGGACAGGCCAGAGGAGACGCAGGUCCAGGGGGCCUCUGACAGUCUGCUGGUGUCUGGCAGGUGGAGAAGGGGGCGCGUACUUGAGUCACAUUGAAGGGGACACCAGCAGUGUGGCGGCAGGUUUGCUCUGGGUCGGGGGCAGUAUUUGGGGACCCUGAAGACAGCUGGGUGAGGUGCUGGGCCUCACAGUGAGAGAGACGCAGGAGGAGAGGGGCAACCGGCAGGGGCUGCAAAGGCCAGCAGCACCUCCUGAGCCGGAAGGGCUGUGCACACCCAGGUGGAGGGGAUCCAAACAGUGCAAAAGGCAGAGAGGCACAGGGAGAGCCUUCUGUCACCCGGGAAGGGGGAGGUCAGGGCUUAGGGUGAACUAAACAUCUUCUUCCCGGUUAGUAGGAAGUCCUUUAGGACAGAAGCUUGUAUUGAGAACUCAGCACCACGAUGAGAGGCUGUGCCGCCUGACCGGUAUUUCAGGCAGUGAGAGAAAGUACUAGAAAGACUUUCAACAUCCAGGCCAGGAUUGCCUGUCAGUGCAGUGGACAGGGCAGGCCAAGUCUGUUUCAUGUACGUGCAUGUGCACACAAGCACACACGCAUGUGCACAGACACACAUGCACAGACAGGCACAUGCACACAGGUGGAAGGUGGAGGGAAGCUUCCCUGAGAAUAGAAAGAGAGAAAGGGACAAAGGACUUACAUUAUUGCCUAUGAUGAAUUGCACUAGACGUUAAUGCCAUGGAAACAUCGUAAGAAUUGAGAAAUUAGGGAGCAAGUGUUUCAAUCUGUCCUUAUAGGUGACAAGAGCAAAAGCCCAUGAGGUGAAGGAAUGAUAGCUGGAAACAGACGGGCAGGGUGACAGUCAGGGUGGACUGCAAAGGGUUGUCCCUGCCAUUCACCCUAUUCAUGACUCAGUCACACUGACACUUGGGUGAAUUGCUGGGUCACUACUUAAUUUGUACCUAUGCGUGUAUUCCGUUUUAAACACGUGUAAUUAAUAACUUAGUCAAAGAGGAAACCAAAAAGAAAAAACCUGUCUUUCUAGCUGUCAAGUUGCUUUUCUCCCGAAGCCAAGUGCUGGUGACCCUGAACGAGGGGUGGGGCCCUAGACAGGACGGGAGGAAGACAAGGGCCUCCGUCUGUCCAGCCUGUCCCUACUGGCCCCCGGUGACGUGCACAGGAACUGACUGAGGCGCCCAGCCUGCGGGCGUGCAGGCUGGGGACUCUGCUGCCCUCAGGGCUGCU
Molecule: messenger RNA, 7232 nt
Organism: Manis javanica (Malayan pangolin)
Lineage: Eukaryota; Metazoa; Chordata; Mammalia; Pholidota; Manidae
Source: RefSeq, a predicted model, not a curated record